AGUGUCUAAAAUUUAUACAUAGUUUAAGUUGUGAUCUGAUCUGAUUUGCACACACCAUGGCCGAUGACGAAGAUAAGCCCAAGAAGCACACACUUGACACACUUUUUCAGGUUUACUGCAAUUACAAGCUUGCUGCAGCUGAGCUGGAGACGGAAGAGUUCCACAGCAUAUUGCUAUCACAGCUAGACAGUUGGCUGACGCAGGCCAGACUAAUGCCAGCGCCCAUAACUCGCAUUCAAACCGGAUUAAUCUAUAUGCGAUAUAAAAAAUGGCGUCUGGAGUAUGAAGAUUUUCUGGAGGUGCUGCAAAUAUUGUGCAGUGAAUCAGAUCUCAAUUAUGAUCAGUUGAAAGAAACACUAAUUGCCGCCGGGCCACCCUUGGGUGCCACCGAAGUAGUUGUUGUCAAAUAAUUGUAGUCACAACAAUUGUUCAGUUUUAAUUAUAUGAAAAUAUAUAUAAACAGCAUAAUACAU
Drosophila grimshawi is the source of this 473-nucleotide messenger RNA. RefSeq lists its product as uncharacterized. NCBI's taxonomy places the organism in Eukaryota, Metazoa, Arthropoda, Insecta, Diptera, Drosophilidae. Bases 57 to 410 code for a protein of 117 amino acids. The transcript has 3 exons. The record is from RefSeq and is a predicted model, not a curated record.